GGAAACGCCUCCAACGACAUCAGCAACAGCCAUGGCUUCCACGGCUGCGACCCGUACCGCAGCCGGUGCUGCUAAAGUGGUAAAGCCGGUUUUUAGUCGGGACUUGGACGAAGCUAAGCGCAGGGUUCGGGAGCUGUAUCGAGCCUGGUACCGUGAGGUACCUAAUACAGUGGCGUUGUUUCAGCUGGACAUCACAACUCGCCAGGGCAGAGACAAAGUGCGGGAGAUGUUUGACAAAAACAAGCACGUCACCGACCCCCGUGUGAUAGACAUGCUGGUCAUUAAGGGUAAAAUGGAACUGCAAGAAACAAUCCACAUCUGGAAGCAGAAGACCCACGUGAUGCGUUAUUUCCAAGAGACCGAAGAACUUCGAGCAACCGACUUCCUGUCCAAAUUCUACAAAGGCCACGACCCAUGAACUGUGUAGCUGACCUCUGACCCAUAUUUGCUUGUUUCCAGAAUGAAAGAUGUUCCCCUUAAUUGUAAAUACACACUUCAUCUCUCUCA
Girardinichthys multiradiatus is the source of this 507-nucleotide messenger RNA. RefSeq names its product NADH dehydrogenase [ubiquinone] 1 alpha subcomplex subunit 6-like. Bases 32 to 418 code for a protein of 128 amino acids. Gene Ontology annotation, biological process: response to oxidative stress. The transcript is spliced from 3 exons. The record is from RefSeq and is a predicted model, not a curated record. Lineage: Eukaryota; Metazoa; Chordata; Actinopteri; Cyprinodontiformes; Goodeidae.